ACGAGUUCAGCUCUUCUUAUAUGAAUCCACAUUGUUGACAUCGUUAAGCUUGCAUUGACUGCACCUUCUUUCAUUCUUUUGGCCUAGCAAUCUCAGGCGAUUCGAUAGACUCAGCUGACCGGACACUCUCUGGUCUAUGAGUACAUCCCCACUCGCUCGGUCCUUUGCUCCGGAUGACGACGAUAGUGUCCGCCUCCACCUGAGGAGUCACAUUCGCGACCAUCACUCCUUUCUGUCUCACACGCUCCUCACCGACUCUCCUUCCAUUCCCAUCCCAGAAUUUUUCUGGGACUCAACGCAGCAUGCCAGGAUCCAAUGGGCAAGUAACCCCGGUCAUCGACAAGCGAGAUUUCGACUCUCACCGUCCGCUGUUGGACGGGUUCGAUAACGGUGCGGAUCGGGAGGAGCGCGGAGCUAUCCAGUCACGACCCGUAUCGAGACUAGGCGCGGCCAACGAAGAGGACGGGCUACUAAAUGGUGUGGUUGAGGAAAUCCUGGAACGAGAUCGCAAAAAGAUGGCCAAGGAGGUUGUGCGAAUUGGGAGCUUUGUCUGGGGCGUAAUCACCUGCUAUCAAUCGAUCGCUCUCAGUCUAGGAGCCGGGAGCAUCACGGCCUUCUCUCUCUAUGGCCCCCUCCUACUCACCCGCCUUCAUUACACCCAACUGCGGGUCAACGCCGUUGCAAUCGCCGCGGAGGUCUCAAUGUACCUCCCUGUACCGCUGUUUGGCUAUCUCUGCGACCGAUACUCUCCGUCACCUCUCGCUCUAGUAUCCGGGGUCGUGUUCGGGAUCGGUUACUGGCUAGCUGCCCUUGCUUAUCGUAGCGGACCGCCGCCCGAUGCCGGCGGUCAAGGCUGGCCCUUCUGGGCGAUGAUCGUGGCAUUCAUUGCCAUUGGUACGGCCACAAGUUGCAUGUAUUUGGCGGCGGUGACGACGUGCGCAAAGAACUUCGGCCGGGGCAAGCACAAGGGAAUCAUGCUUGCGGUUCCCAUCGCCGGGUUCGGGCUGAGUGGCAUGUGGCAGAGUCAAGUGGGAACAUACCUGCUCUAUGAACCCAAUGAGGAUGGCAGCCGUGGUGAUGUUGAUGUGUAUAGAUAUUUCGCCUUCCUCUCUCUGUUGCUGCUCUGCAUCGGACUCGUUGGUACGUUUGCCCUGAGGAUCGUGGACGAGGACGAGGAGAAGUACAUCGAUGAUGCGGUCGAAGAACUCGAAAGGAGCGGGCUCCUCGAGGAAAGCGAGUUCUUCCGGUCGAGGGAUGAGGUGCGCUCGGCGUACGGGACAUUCGCGCGAGCGGAGGACGCCACCGACUCCGAUGAGGAGCGUACACUGGUCCGGUCGGAAGAGGAGCUGGAAGCAGCACGACUCGACAAGCAGAGGGAAGAGGAGGAGCGGCGGAAGAAGAACUGGCUUUUGAACUAUGAGACGAAGGUUUUCCUUGCAGACAGAUCGAUGUGGUGGCUCGCGAUGGGCUUUUUUCUGGUCACAGGGCCCGGCGAGGCCUACAUCAACAAUCUGGGGACCAUCGUACAAACUCUGAACCCGAUCACAACCCUUCCUCAUGCCCCAUCCCCCGCAGGUCUACCUUCCACCCAUGUCACCACCGUUGCGUUAACCUCAACGAUUGCCCGACUCCUCACCGGCUCGCUCUCUGACUUCUUCGCCCCGCAAGCCCGUCCCCUGUUGCCCGGUGGCAACCCCGACAUCACCCGCCCAGCCUCACCGACGGGACCCGGAAACCGAGUCACCUUUUCCCGCCUCGCGUUCCUCCUCCCCUCCGCGCUCCUGCUGUCCCUAGGCUACCUCCUCCUCGCCUCCCCCCUGCCCCUCCAAUACCCCGGUCUCACCCACAUCACUACGGCGCUCGUCGGCCUCGGCUACGGCAGCGCCUUCUCCCUCGUCCCCAUCAUCAUCUCCGUAGUCUGGGGCGUGGAGAACUUCGGCACGAACUGGGGCAUUGUCGCCAUGGUCCCCGCCGCCGGUGCCGCGGCCUGGGGCCUGAUCUACUCGCGAGGCUACCAGGACGCCACGGACGGCGGCAACAGCACGCCCAACGGCCAGUGUCUCGGCUGGCGGUGCUAUGGGUUCUGGGCCGUUGGGUGCACCGUGAGUGUCUGGGUGGCCAUCGGGGCCUGGCUGCUUGCCUGGAGGCAGUGGCGGAGGCGGGGGGUUGUAGUCUGAGAGAGAUGGUUCAUUCCAGGUAGAAAGUGUUGUCUGCCAUCUACCUUCAUUUGUCUUGUCGCUACCUACCAUAUCUGAGUCCUGGUGCAAAUUGGUUUACUUGCUGGUGAUAUUUGGGGUAUCUUGACAUUGUUGAGUAUAUAGAUCGUGAUUUACUUCCUGUGGGGAGUUGGUUUACAAUUCGAGCAUAGGGGACCUGUCUAGCCAUUGUGCAUUGCUCUUCGAAUCUCGUUUUCAUUGUUGCCAUGCUGUUUAUUCUUUUAUCAAUCCUCUCAAACCGUCAGUUCUUGCGAGCAUGAGCGGGGUCGGUGGGCUUGCUGUUGCAGUGAUCUAUGUAUGUAUUCCGAGCCAGCCCUCAAAUUGCCUAGCGAAGCUUCCAUCAACGCAUGUCAUAUCUGAGUCUCAUUAAGGAUAACCCCCG
This is a messenger RNA of Aspergillus saccharolyticus JOP 1030-1, 2598 nucleotides long. RefSeq names its product MFS general substrate transporter. Gene Ontology annotation, cellular component: membrane. Gene Ontology annotation, molecular function: transmembrane transporter activity. The transcript has 3 exons. The coding region runs from base 303 to 2177 and encodes 624 amino acids. Gene Ontology annotation, biological process: transmembrane transport. The record is from RefSeq and is a predicted model, not a curated record. NCBI's taxonomy places the organism in Eukaryota, Fungi, Ascomycota, Eurotiomycetes, Eurotiales, Aspergillaceae.